Messenger RNA from Cadophora gregata, 1527 nucleotides. RefSeq lists its product as uncharacterized. The coding region runs from base 1 to 1527 and encodes 508 amino acids. The transcript has a single exon. The record is from RefSeq and is a predicted model, not a curated record. Lineage: Eukaryota; Fungi; Ascomycota; Leotiomycetes; Helotiales; Ploettnerulaceae.
AUGAGCACAAAGAUGGCGAACUCUCCUUCUGCGAUGCCCGGCGCAUUCAAUUUCCACCCUGCCAGCCGCGACACCGCCCCUCCACGCCUGUCCGGCGCAAAAUCCCACAUCUUCCAACCACCACGCACACCCAGCGCAUCGGCAUCGUCGUCUCUAAUCCUUACUCGAAGUACAGCCAGCGUGAUGUCGAUAUCGUCCGCGGGGGAUAGAAGCUCGAAACUGGGACCGCGCAAGCGGACGUUGGAGGAUUACCAUGAGGGAACUGGGGUCGAGACACCACGGAAUGGGUACGUGAUAGAUAGCGAGGAUUGGUCUACUAUGGGAGAUCUGGGUGGGCGGACGCCAGGGUCGCCGAAACCGUUCGUAAAUACUAGAUACCAACUUGCUGGAGGCAUGGAUACGCCGAGUUUGGCUGCGCAACAUGGUAUCGAUAUGCAGAGUCAGUAUGGAGAUUUGGGAUACAGAAAGAGCUUGGCAGAUACGGAUAGGACGUCUAGGAGAGAUCUGUGGGGACAGCAGGGAGAUCCAGGCGAUUACUUUGGGCGCGAGUGGAAUGGUCGGGGAAGAUACAGCCAAGGCUACAAUGAGAGUCCGCGCGGAGAAGGCUGGAGCAAGACGGCAAUACAGGUUGCAGGCGCUGUUGUUGGGAAAGCAUGGGAGUUUUGCAAGAGUAGCGCAGCUGUGUUUCGUGGAUUCCAAGCUGGUGGCGGCACACGGUAUCAGAUCAACCCAUCGGAGACCUUUGAGCCUGUGGAGCAGAGUAUGUGGGAGGAGAAGGACGACAUUCAAGACAGAAGGGCAACCCCACUACCGGGCCAAUAUCCUAUAGAGGAGCUGGAGUACAUACCUGAUUAUAUGGAUCAUCCAACACCCGAGCAUACACCUCCACGUCCAUCGAAGCGGCGACAGAUCAGUGCUAACCAGGAGUCUGCUGUGAAUGCCAAUGAGGAGCUUGCAAAGAACUGGGUUGUCGUCCCCCCUACAAUCACGCCCUCAAAAGCCCCAGUACAGCGACGACUCUCCAGAUUCAGCCAACCAACCGCUUCAUCCAACUCCCGCCGCUCCCUCGCAAGCACUGCCCGACCUGCAUCUCGCGCCGGAUUCGGAACCCCAGUCUCAGCCCGCAGACCCGGCCUUCCAAGCCAAACCUCCCGUAUCUCCCACGCCGGAUCCCCAGCUCUCAACCCAAGCCGAGGAGCUUCGUAUGCCUCUCCACGCUCACCUGCGAACUCAGCAAGCCGCAUUCCCCGCGCAACAGGCAGUCCGCUCCGCAACGCCAGUGCCCCAUUACAAGAUAGUCCCGCAGCGAAAGAAGCCAAGCGGUGGGCGGCGCAGAAGAAGAAGGAGGAGCGCGAGGCGGAUGAGAGUAUUCGCCGCUUGGACGCUCAGCUUAAGGCUAUGAUCCGUGAGGGCAAAGAGGCGCUGGGUACGAAGAUUGAGGUGGAUAUUGAGGAUGAUGAUGAUGCGGAUGUGGGGAGUGGUAGUUCACGGUCACGCCCUGGGAAUAGUAAGAAGUGGGCCUUUUAA